AUCAUUUCUUGAUUAGUUCAAUUUGCUUGUGUCACAAUCAGUGGAUGAAUCAACAAUUCAUAAUGAAUAAGUUUACGUUGAUUGUUAUAAUUAGUUCACUUUUAUGUUCAUUUGAUUGUAUCAAAAUUUCAUUUUCCUCUUGUGGUGGAGAAGCAUCUGAACUACGAAUUGAUGGUUGUCAAAAUAAUGUCGAACCUUGUGUUCUGCCCAAAGGUAAAACGGCUCAUAUUGAGGUCGAUUUUGUGGCUCCGUUUGAUUCCGAUUUUGUUUACGCUGAUGUAAGUCGACAAUCGGACACUUUGUCAAUCGCUAUUCCAAUUCCACUGUUUGAUCGUGACGCUUGUACGAACCAUGGACUAACCUGUCCACUCAAAAAAGGUCAAAAUUACACUUAUGUUUACGAUUUUUAUGUUGACCCUUUACUGCCGUCAAUUAAAGGCAACUACUUAUUAUCACUGUCCACAUUUUGGGGCUACGGUCUUGGUUGUAUUAGUAUUCCUAUGGAAAUAUCGAGCAGUAAUACAACUGAUUUACUUGGUUUAUUUGGUAAUCGAUUGUCGGUCGAUUAAAGUUUCAAGUUCCAAUUGAUUUGAAGAUUUUUCGCGAAAAAUCCAUUCAUCUAAUAUAUCACAGUGUCCAUUUCUUUUGUGUGUAAAUAACAAUAAUAAUUAUUCUCUCCUCUUUUGGUGAAACAUUUUCUUUUACAAAUAAACAGUUAAUUCGAAAUAAAAAUCAAUCCAAUAAUUUUACGAUCUAAAUGAUAACCAACCAUCAAUCGAAAUUGAAAAUAUUAAACGUCUCGAAUUAACAGAAAUGAAAUUCGAGAGAAAUUAUUAAAAGGUUAAGACCAUUUUAUUCUCAACUGUCAAAGAGCAAUUUACGCUUUAAAUUAAUGUACCAACGCAAAUUUCGUUGGUCACAAUCACAAUCAAAAUCAUUAGAAUUUAAUUGA
This is a messenger RNA of Panonychus citri (citrus red mite), 952 nucleotides long. Its product is annotated as mite group 2 allergen Pso o 2-like. NCBI's taxonomy places the organism in Eukaryota, Metazoa, Arthropoda, Arachnida, Trombidiformes, Tetranychidae. The transcript has 2 exons. The record is from RefSeq and is a predicted model, not a curated record. The coding region runs from base 45 to 569 and encodes 174 amino acids. Gene Ontology annotation, molecular function: sterol binding. Gene Ontology annotation, biological process: sterol transport.